This is a messenger RNA of Malania oleifera, 1040 nucleotides long. RefSeq names its product probable nucleoredoxin 1. The transcript is spliced from 2 exons. The record is from RefSeq and is a predicted model, not a curated record. Bases 233 to 793 code for a protein of 186 amino acids. NCBI's taxonomy places the organism in Eukaryota, Viridiplantae, Streptophyta, Magnoliopsida, Santalales, Ximeniaceae.
CUACCUUAUUAAAUUGCUACAUCAAUGGCUAUGAAUUUGUGUACCAUUACCUUAAAAAUGAGGCGAAAGAAUGUCAGACCCUAGGGUUUUCCGCGUUGGUCCUCGAGAAGUUCUCGCUGAUGGAAAAUUUUCAAUUCAGAAUUACUUAAAAAAUUCGGAGUUUCUACAUACAAAAGAGAUUGUGCAAGAAGUGACUGCAUGAACAUCUUUCUUGCAGAGUUCAAUCGUUACCAUGUCCAUGUAUGAUGAUCUUACAAUCUCCAAAUCCGAACAAGCCAUCCGCACCUUCCCAUAUAGGGAUAUCAAUCUUCUCGGUUUGUUGGCCGGCGUGCAGGAAAAUGGUGAGCAGAGAGAUUUUCUCAUCCGGAACAACGGCGAUCAGGUAAAAAUUGAUGAAUUGAUAGGGAAGACGGUCGGGGUGUACUAUACGGCGGCAUGGUGCUGCCCGUCUCGGAAAUUCACCCCUAAAUUGGUGGAGGCGUACCGCGAACUCUCGGCGAAAACCGCGAAAGCAGGAUUCGAGAUCGUCUACGUCUCGCAGGAUGAAGAUGAGGAGACGUUUAAUGAAUUCUUCUCCGAGAUGCCAUGGCUGGCGGUGCCCUACUCUGAUUCAGAAGGUCUCAAACGCGCUCGCGGAUUGUUGAGUUUCUCAUUUCUGCCCUACCUUGUGAUCUUCGAUGAAGAGGGGAAACAAUUGAACACCGAGGGGAGAAAGCAUGUAGAGAAGCAUGGAGCAAAAGCGUAUCCCUUCACUCCAGAAAGGAUCCAAGAGCUAAGCAAUUUAACACCAUAAAUCAUUCAUGAAGCCGCAGAAAAAUGCUUUUGGGAAUUUGUGCUUUGCGUUUGAUCUAUCAUCUCGAUCUAAAUUUCUUCUUACUGGUUUCAAAGUUAGAACACUCAGGUUCACAUCUCUAUGCUGCUUAAUUCAAUCUGUUUAAUUCAGAUUUCUGCACUUAUAUGUUUAAUCAUCAGAGUGUGAAAAAUCCAAUACUUAAGUAAUUCAACCAAGAGUGAUAAUAUAUCAAUUAAGUUGCAUCAAA